AUGUCGACUUAUCAUUCGAGCUCAGACGAAGAGCAGGUUCAGCAAUCAGGCUACACCUUUAAACCCUCCCAGCAAUCGUUCCUCCGCGAGAAGCUCGACGGAUAUGUUGGGGCGGAGAAGAAAAAACGUAGCAAGUACGUGAAGAAGGUGGCCAAUCAUUUGCAGAAGGAGAUAGAGGAGUCGUCGGGAAACGAGAUGACGCAAGAUGAGUUUCGUCCUCAGAAGAAACUCAAAGAAGUAUGGGAUUGCCGUUGGAACUCACGAUUAGUCUUCAUGAGGCUAAACGCGGCCAAGAUAAAGGCUUUGGCUCAUCGCAUGGUCGGCGGAGAGGUGGAUGUUGACCAAUUCUUGGACGACUGGGACAGAGGGGAGGUAGAUGAUUUCGAUGGGGAGCAUGGGAAAGGUAGAAACCCCAAGACGAAAGGAAAGAAGGGAGGUGAAGACGACUGGUUUUUCAACCAUUAUCAGGCAGCAGCAAGCCUCCUUAUCAAUGGACUCUCCGAGAAAGAGAAAGCCCACUACGCUGCAGUUGCAGAGAAGUGGAAGAAGCAAGGACCUCCAGAAGAGCAACAGAGCAAACUGGCAGAUAAGGCGGCGACAAAGAAGGCCUACUCUUUUGCGAAGUUUGUGGAUAAACAGCUCAAUGGUGUGGCGGUCAUGUUGCUAGGUUGGAGAGGUGAAGAUGGCAAGCCUACCGCCGUCAAAGUGGAGUUCACAGAGGAGCUGGGCAGGGGCCCCAAUUUCAUCGACGUCCAUCAAAAGAAGAUCGAGGCAUUGUUCAGAGACUUCAAGGCGCAUGUCUGGAAGCUGUAUAACGACGACAGCGACGCGGAGGAAGACGAUUGGGUCAAAACUAAGAACAUCAAGAAGCCCAUCAUGGUGAUGAAAACCAACGAUUACGGGGAGCCCUUCCUUCCCAACCCCAAUACCAGGAAAGUCGGCGAGCAACGGGGGGAUUGGUACGGUCAUGCCUUGCGAUCCUUCUUCAUCUACCACUAUGGUGAGUGCUUCACCCCCUCGACUGAACAGUGUCUAAUCAAGAGGAAUGUAGCGUGUUCCUCGAACAUCAGCCCUGAUCACGUACGUUUCCCCUGGUCCAAACUCGAAGAGAACAAGAGGGCCUUCAUCAAGCCUGGGUUCAUGCCCGACAACUAUCUGGAUUUGCUCAAGGAGCCUUCGGACAUGAAGGUUUCCGCCCGAGUCCAGGUUUUUGAUUAUCUUUAUGAGCGUCAGCGGGAGGCAAGGGAGGUCCCAUCCAAAGCGAACCAACAGACUUUCGAGAUAUCUGCAUAUGUCGACAGAUGGGGCGAGCUUCAGACCAGGGCGCCUAGGAAAAAAAAAGCCAAUGAAACUGAUCCUAAUAACAGUGACCUGGAGUUGGAGCUCUUCAUCAACAGGAUGCAAAAGGAGGACUCAACGGCAGGGAGAAGAGAAGGAGAACGGACAAUGCAGGGACCUAGGAAGGGCAAGAGCGGUGUUCGACAUGAUCGAAGUCAGGAUUCCGAUCCGGGAACGAAGAAGCCUGCCCAGUCUCGCCCGAUCAAUGAGGGGCAGCCUUCAACUGCCAAAACCCCGUUCCAACUUAGAUUUGCGAGGUGGAACGACCAUGAAAGUGUCAACGGCGGAGAUGGGGAUCGGAAUGACGGACACAAUGGGGGGGUUCCAGGCGAUGGCUGGUUGAGGUCGGAUGAUGACGAUGAUGAUGAUGAUGAGUUUGGCGGUGAAGGGGAUCGUGAUGAGCCGGAAGAUGGUGGCAUGGGGUCGGAUGAUCCAGAUCAGGAUCGUGAUGACGACUUUGGCGGCGAAGGGGAUCGUGACGAGCCGGAAGAUGGUGGCAUGGGGUCGGAUGAUCCAGAGCAGGAUCGUGAUGACGACUUUGGUGGUGAAGGGGAUCGUGACGAGCCGGAAGAUGGUGGCAUGGGGUCGGAUGAUCCAGAUCAGGAUCAUGAUGAUGAUCUUGGUGGAGAUGGGGAUCAUGAUGAAGAGGACGACUCUGACACCGGUGGGGGCCGAGAUAUCGACCAAUUGGAGGACGACUACCAGGGUAGACGUACUCGCUCGAGAUCACGGGCUCGAGACCUGUUGGAGGAAGGCGCAAGCGAGGGCGAUGAAGAUCAGCCGUCUAGCUUCAAAGGCGUCAGAACCAGACGUCAGCGCCGCGAGGGCAUGGAUCCUAAGUCAAUCUCUGCAGAAGAAGGGUUGCGGACGACCAGGAAUCGACGGGCUGCUGCUAACCCAGAUAAUUCGAAACCUGUCGGCAAGAGGAAGGCUGAUCAACCAGUCGCAUCAGGGAGCCCAUCGAAGCGCAGGCGGCUUGAACCCUCCGCUCAGUCAAGGUCAUCAAGUCCCAAGAAACCAGCUCCGACAAACAAGAAGGCCGCACCCCUUCCUCGGACUCCUCAGAGAAAGGCUGCUGUAAAUGGAAGGAAAGAUGGUGCAUUGCCCAAGAAGAGGGUCCCUGGACGUCGAUGA
Coprinopsis cinerea okayama7#130 is the source of this 2472-nucleotide messenger RNA. RefSeq lists its product as hypothetical. The record is from RefSeq and is a predicted model, not a curated record. Bases 1 to 2472 code for a protein of 823 amino acids. NCBI's taxonomy places the organism in Eukaryota, Fungi, Basidiomycota, Agaricomycetes, Agaricales, Psathyrellaceae. The transcript has 3 exons.